AUGAAGUCGGAAAAAACUGCAGACCACUCCGACACACCCCUCAAAGAUCCGGUCAACCUCCAUCUCCACCUCCAGCCCGGCCAGGCACCGCAGCCAUCACACUACACUCUGGCACGAGCAAACGCUGUGCGCAUUGGUCCUCGCCAACUCCAGGCGCCAGCCCACGUGCAGAUCGCUCCAGCCCAACAUUCCCAAAUCGGGCCCGGAAACCAGAUCGGGCCUGCAACUCCAGCUCCCGCUCCCCGCCGUCGGGCGAUGCCAGACAUCACCUGGCUUGAGGCGGCGAACCUCUGCUCGCCGAGGGCUCUCCCUGGCCGAGCUUCUCCGCCUCCAGCACCGGCCGCGUCCUGUCGCCUCCCGACGACGCCGCCGCUCCACUCCACCCCCUGCUCGCCGCUGCAGACCUCGUCGGGCUCCACCACAACGUCGUGCCGCCACACCUCCGGAUCCCCAGCCAUGCGUCACAGAGGCCCGCGAAGUUCCGCGCCGCUGACCGCACUCGCCAACCGCGCCGCUCAUGACGCCCCGCCUCCACACGUAGGGGCCCCGCCGGCACCCGCCGUCUUCGACGGCCAGGCGUGGCCGCCACCGCCGGCACUGGCGGCGGCAGCGGCCGGAGGAGAUCCAGGCGACGGUCUCUAG
Messenger RNA from Lolium perenne, 642 nucleotides. NCBI's taxonomy places the organism in Eukaryota, Viridiplantae, Streptophyta, Magnoliopsida, Poales, Poaceae. The record is from RefSeq and is a predicted model, not a curated record.